Messenger RNA from Pimephales promelas (fathead minnow), 1522 nucleotides. RefSeq lists its product as uncharacterized. The record is from RefSeq and is a predicted model, not a curated record. NCBI's taxonomy places the organism in Eukaryota, Metazoa, Chordata, Actinopteri, Cypriniformes, Leuciscidae.
AGUAACUGCUUUAAAAAACAUUUAAAAAAAAUCUAUCUUUUGUAUAUCAAUGCGUAUAUGACUUUAACUAUACCCAGCUAACGAUUUUGACUUCCCAGAACUUUCUAAGGAAUCUUAGUUCAUGGUUAUUUUUCAAUGAUACAGAAAAAUAAAAAAUCAAGCCAAACAAAAACAUAAGGGGAAUUAUGUAUUAAGAAAUUGAGCAGUUUUUAAGCAUAAAUAUGAAGACACUGAAACCAACAGGUUUUAUUCAAAUUUACUUAAACUAAGUCUCAUGCUGAGCAUAAGCACAGGGUCACGUCAGUCUAGUACGGUAUUUAUUACAGAACACUCAUUGUUCUUGAGCUGAGUCCAUCAACCUUCAGGCUUUCUAAAGAAUAGAGCAUCCAUGGAAACAGCCACUAACUCAGUGUAACAGCGCUUUCCAAACAUGCCACUGUGCUGCAAGAAUGUGACAAAAAUCAGAAGCUAAGCUGUUCAGGAAUCAAAUUUAUGCAAAGAAAAUGUGUCAUGCAUGAGUAACUCAAAGAUGACCUCUCAUGAAAAGAAAAUCAGCAAACAGCAGAAACCAUCUCUCAGAAUCCCAUUGGGACGUCUGCGAAGAACAGAUUUAUUGCUUCUCAAAAAUGGUCAAAUAGCGUCGAAACACCCACAAGCCUUUCCAAUGCUGGGAGAACUUCCUUCAUUAGCAGGCUUGUUGCUCUACCCUGAUAAGCGGGAAAAGAUGGUUACCACAACAGAAAGAGAAUUUGGACCCAAAACAUGCCCAAAGGUAGAGCCGAAGAAGAUCCAACAGUGCAACCUAACUCUAGACGGAGACAGGAGCUUCAGCACAACUAACAGGGAGGAUUACCUUUCUUACAACCAAGAUGGUGCUCCAAUUGCGUGGCAGGGGAAAGUCCCAGCGAGAGAUGACUGGGCUGUCCAAGCACAGAGAUGUUCUCUUUACCAACAGGACUUCCCGGUCCCAAAGAGAAACUAUGUUAGGAGAAAUCAGGUCGUACCUCAUCCUGACAACCUGGCGAUCAACACUUCAAUGAGAGCCGAAUACAAAACAGUGCAGCAAGAGGCUUUCCCAGGCUGGGAUGUUUCUGUGCACGCCCGCCCAGCCCCUGCCCGAAUCAAAAGAACAGAUGAAGGCCAGAGAGAAUCCUUAGUGCUUUAAAUCACCGUAAAGCAUGCAUUUGUAUUCAGCCUAGCUUUCAUUACUUUUAAUUUUGUGUUUUUGAUUUAUAUAUUCAAAUAUUUGGGGUAUAAUUAUUAAUGUGACCGGCAUCAUCUAGUCGGCUGUAUUAAAAAUGUGGGGUUUGAAAUGACAUUGAUAAAGUUCAAUGCAAAACAGUUUUAUUAAAAAAGUAUCAUUUAAUGAGGAAAGUAUUUUUCUUGUACAUAGUAGGGCUGAAAACUACACAAAAAAUGUCUUGGUUUUGGUUCAUGAAGGAACUGUCCUAAUUCUAGACAAGUCAUGAAUUUACAUCUUGAAUCUUUAUACACACAUUUGGAUCUCCAUGGACAUCUACAU